Molecule: messenger RNA, 3763 nt
Organism: Paramuricea clavata
Lineage: Eukaryota; Metazoa; Cnidaria; Anthozoa; Malacalcyonacea; Plexauridae
Source: the annotation of a GenBank genome assembly
ACCAAGUGGGGUCAAAGACCGAACUAGUUCGAACUGGAUCAGUUUGGUAGACAAGUUGGUUGUAGAGGGUUUGAUUCUCUGAUCUUUUGUUAAAUUGCGUAUUUAGCUGUCAACUUUUCCGUCGAUACCAUUUUGUGACUUUCAAAGUCAAGGAUGUUUGUUCUGGUGAGUUUUUUUACCUUUUACUUUGACAUAUUUUUUUUCUUCGUCAUUGACAUAUAGUAGAGUCACGAGACUCUCAAUGACGUUUAAUAUUUUAUCUUCGUUAUUAAAAAACAAUGCCGUAAACCUGUUGCUUUGUUUUGCAAUAUUGUGCUUUAUAUAUAACACUAAAACUUUAUAAAAUGUUUUAGAUAUAGUAAAUGUAGAGAAAGGAACUAAACUGCUAAAGUUUAGUUGGGUUUAUCUUUUUUGGAAGACUGACGUAGUUUGUAGUUGUACUUUGGUCGGGUAUAUCAGUUAACCUGCGAUAAGGCAAAAAUGAAAAUAUAAAAAGCGUUUGUGCCCAAGCACAAUAUAGGAGAAAUAUGGCGUUUUAACUACAGUUUUAGUCCUAAAAUGGGCCCCAGGAAAUUUAACAACUUUCCAAUUUGUACUUAUAGAGGGAAGGUUGUAUCCCUGGGCCAUUAGCCUUCGAUAGGUGCAGGGCAGUGUAAAAUAUUGUAUGGCACAUUUGGCUUUAUCAUACCUUAAAUUUUUAAUAUUUUGACCACAGGAAUUAUGAAAUAAAAAUCUUCAUUUUUUCUAUUUUUAUAGGGAGUGAUCUUUUUACUGUCAUGUUAUAUGUCUCAGUCCAUGCAGUGUGAUCUUACAAAGGAACACCCUGUGAUAGACAAGACGUCUAACAAAACUUUGGGUUGUAUGAAAUGUAGAACUUGUAAAACAGGAAAGGAACCAAAGAUACCAUGUGGUACACCUGUUGGCAGGUUUGAGCAGGUUGGAGAUUGCAGACAAUGCAAGAAUGGAACGUACUCUGCAACAGAAGACACAAGGGAGUGUCAAAUUUGUCGUAGUGAAAAGUGUUUCAAACAUCAAGUCAUCAAGGGGGCAUGUCUUACUAAUCGGAAGGAUGAGUCGUAUUGCAUUGACAAAUGUGACCAUGGCUAUGUAAUGAACAAGGAGAGAACUGCAUGUGAAGUCUUGACACCACAGCAGAGAACACCAGAGAAGCCUACAACAAGCAAUCCUACAACAAGUAACCCGACAGCAAACCCUACAACAAGCAACCCUACAACAAGCAACGGAACCCGACAACAAGCAACCCUACAACAAGCAUCCGACAACAAUGGAAUCGACAACGAACCCUACAACAAGCAACUUGAAAGGAAAGACGUUUACAACAAGUAAACACACAACAAACAUUACUUGUUGGAUCGGAAAGCUAGAUUAAGACGUUAAGGUUAAUAAGUGCAUCUUGUGAUUAGUUGUCAAUGACACUCGCAUCUGCUUAUAGAUAAUCAACCUUUAUUUUAUUACAUAAUUGGUUUAAUAUGACAAGUGUACAUCAUGACAGGCAAUUGAUAAAACUAGAAUAGUGAAGCGAAUAGUGCGAAUAGUGCGAAUAGUCGACGAAUAGUGCGAAUAGUCCGCGAAUAGUCGACGAAUAGUGCGAAUAGUCCGCGAAUAGUCGACGAAUAGUGCGAAUAGUCCGCGAAUAGUCGACGAAUCAGUAUGAAUAGUCCGCGAAUAGUCGACGAAUAGUACGAAUAGUCCGCGAAUAGGCGACGAAUAGUACGAAUAGUCGACGAAUAGUGCAAUAGAGACUUUGCAAGGCUUUGCAGCAGUGCUGUAGAACUAAAUUUACCGGGGGGGAGGUGGCUCUGUUGACAAACAUGAAAUCGUGAAAACAUUCGUCGACGUACGUCAAUGACGUCAUACGUAAUCGGUAAAAAGUACGGGAACCACUGAGUAUUUUAAUAAAAUAUAAAACAACGGUAACUUCGAAAAUAAGCAUUUUAAUAUUGUAGCCUUCGACUAAAAUUCAGUCAUCGUCAGGAAACAUAUCAUAUUUUUUAAAAUUUAUAAUCAUUCCUGAUGGUAAAGUGGUAACCAUAUAAGUCAUAAAUUUUACUGAUGGAAUUUUAUAGGAAUUUUACUUGUAAGUUAUGGCGUUGUAACUGAAGAUUUAAGGGCUUAAGUGAGUUUCGUGUGCUUGGAAAACGUGAUUUACAUCACGAAACAAGAGAAGGUAUCGAUUUAGGGACCGAUCGUUUAUUACGUCUCAGGGGGGGCGGUGGUUUUUUUAAAAACAUUAUCAAUAAAAUAUGCACACACCCCCAUAUUUUUUGGAAAUGAAAAAAUGACCCCCCUGUUCAACUAUAUAGAUUAAAAUUUAAAAAUAUACCCCCCCCCCAAUUGCACUAGGCAUUUCUAGGCAUCAAACCUCAGUGCAUCAAAUAUUCAAAUUAUAAGGCCUCGCGAAAUUGCUAAUUCAAUAUAAUAUCGAGUCAUAUAUAAAAGCAAGAUUGCAUAUUUUGGCAUUCAAUACAAAACAGGAAAACGUUAUACAAAAAUAUCAUAUUAAUGAAUAAUAUAAACAUGUAAAAGUAAAAAUGCAAUAAUAUUUAUAUAUUAUUAUAAAAUGUAGAUAAAAAAUACCUUUUUUGAAACAUUUUCCGCCAUGUUUUUUUUUUCAGGUGUAAACCAUUGACUGCAAUUAUUCCGUACAGCGGAGUCACUAAACUAAACUUUCAACUAUAAAGAGUUGAAUGCUAAGAACUAGAUUCCAGUCUUCUCUAUGCAAAAAUUGCACACAAUGGCGCAAUCUUGCUUGAUUAGUUUUUAUUUGUUUUUCUUCUUUUCAAAUUUAAAAUGGUAGAUAUAUUUUGAAUUUCAUCUCAUAAACCAAAUAAAGUCAUUUUAAUAUGAAAGAAUCGUUUGCAAUUUCAAAAUUUAACCCCCCCCCCCUCUUUUCCUUUUGGGAAACAAAAAACUACCCCCAAAAUAUCCAUAUUUAAAAAUUAAACCCCCUCAAAACCAACCCCCGCCAGAGACGUAAUAAACGAUCGGUCCCUUAUUAUUUAAGCCUGUUUUGGGGCGAAUUUGUCCGCGCGAAACGAAAACCAAAUUUCGGCAAUGUGAUUGGUCAGCGAAAAAAUUCGCCGCGAAAAAGUUGGAUCAGUUCCUACUCUUUUACAUGUCGCUUCGCGGGGUGAAGAUUUAAAAUGUUGUCGUCCGGAAAACUUUUUGGUUUGUCGGCGCCACUGAUUGUCAUUCUACUUCCUGUUAAAUAUUUGUUAAAACUCAGUGGUCACGUAAUUUUUACCGAAUACGUAUGACGUCAUUGACAUCAACGAAUGUUUUCACGAUUUCAUGUUUGUCAAUGGAGCCCCCCCCCCGUUUCGAUAAAUUUAGUUCUACAGCACGGUGGAAAGCCUUGCAAAGUCUCUAUUGCACUAUUCGUCGACUAUUCGUACUAUUCGUCGACUAUUCGCGGACUAUUCGUACUAUUCGUCGACUAUUCGCACUAUUUGUCGACUAUUCGCGGACUAUUCGCACUAUUCGUCGACUAUUCGCGGACUAUUCGCACUAUUCGUCGACUAUUCGCACUAUUCGCUUCACUAUUCUAGUUUUAUCAAUUGCCUGCGUUUUACACGUUAAAGACUUUUGUUGAAAUUACAUACUUGAAACUAUCGUCUCUGGUUUUCAAUCGGUAGCUGCAUUGUCAGGACCAGAGGUAGCUGAUAUGUCGGGAAAAGCACAUUUGAUGACAGAUUGAUGACGUAUCGAUGUAAUGCAUUGCGAGCAUAGGGCGAAAGGCGGU